AUGGAAUCCUCCAGCGGCUCUAACUUUGGAAUAGACACUAUUUUAUCCAACCCUACUAAUUCUGUUAACCCUGCGCUAAUGAACGGAGAUUUCCGCCUCGGUGACAGCAGGACAGCGGAUUUCAGUCGGAGCCAGGUCACCCCGUCCCCGUCAUGUUCGGACAUAGAUACGGUGGGAACGGCCCCCUCUUCCCCAAUCUCCGUCACCAUGGAGCACGCCGAGCCGCAUCUGCUCCAAGACAGCUUACCGCACCACCACCAUCACCACCACCACCUGCAGCCAGGGAGUUUGCAGCUAUCGCCCCAGCCACAGCAGCUAGGGGCUGGAGCCGGUUGUGCCCCCAGGACUGCCACCUCUUCGUUUUUAAUCAAAGACAUUUUAGGCGACAGUAAACCUCUAGCAGCGUGCGCACCUUACAGCACCAGCGUACCGUCACCCCAUCACAUCCCCAAACCAGAGAGUGCCAGGGACAGUGGGGACGGCUUCAGGGCCAAGUUGGAACAAGAUGAAAACAGGAGCAAAUUGGACAAAAGAGAGGAUAUGGAAAUGAAAUGCAACGGAACAAAAGAAGAGAAUGAACGGGAAAUUUCAAGUAGCAGAGAUAGUCCUCAAUCACGGUCAAAAAAACCUCGCAAAGCACGGACGGCCUUUUCAGACCACCAACUCAACCAGUUAGAGCGAAGCUUCGAGCGCCAAAAAUACCUCAGCGUGCAGGAUCGCAUGGACCUCGCGGCAGCACUCAACCUGACCGACACACAAGUAAAAACCUGGUACCAAAACCGACGGACGAAGUGGAAAAGACAGACAGCGGUCGGAUUAGAGCUACUGGCUGAAGCCGGAAAUUAUUCCGCCUUACAAAGAAUGUUCCCGUCGCCCUAUUUCUACCACCCGAGCUUGUUGGGUACCAUGGACAGCACGACAGCAGCCGCCGCAGCCGCAGCAAUGUACAGUAGUAUGUACCGGACUCCGCAGCAACCACAUCCCGGUCUCCAGAGACCCCUUGUCCCGAGAGUACUCAUCCAUGGCCUUGGGCCGGGGGGCCAACCGGCAUUGAACCCGCUGGGUAACCCCAUGCCCGGCACGCAGCAUCAGCGGUAG
Messenger RNA from Salvelinus namaycush (lake trout), 1098 nucleotides. RefSeq names its product barH-like 2 homeobox protein. The record is from RefSeq and is a predicted model, not a curated record. Bases 1 to 1098 code for a protein of 365 amino acids. Gene Ontology annotation, molecular function: DNA-binding transcription factor activity, RNA polymerase II-specific; RNA polymerase II transcription regulatory region sequence-specific DNA binding. NCBI's taxonomy places the organism in Eukaryota, Metazoa, Chordata, Actinopteri, Salmoniformes, Salmonidae. The transcript is spliced from 3 exons. Gene Ontology annotation, biological process: regulation of transcription by RNA polymerase II. Gene Ontology annotation, cellular component: nucleus.